This is a messenger RNA of Dicrocoelium dendriticum, 399 nucleotides long. The record is from the annotation of a GenBank genome assembly. Lineage: Eukaryota; Metazoa; Platyhelminthes; Trematoda; Plagiorchiida; Dicrocoeliidae.
AUGUCAGCUUGGACGUGCAUGUUUCGUUUAACAUCCACGCAUAUUCGCGAACCUCUAGACGACUCUUUUAUGCUGAGCCUUCGAGGAAGACUAAAGCACAACUUCCACAUCCAUUGUAGUCCCAUCAUCAAAUGGCGAAUGGUGCGGUGUUCACCCGCUUCGAAAUUACAAUGGUGCAUGUAUCUAAGCGAAAGCGGAAUUUAUGCUAUUUCAGAAAGAGGACAUCAGAAAUCGAUAUACAAUAACAAUGUGAAUUCUGGUCUACCAAAUUCGUGGGCAAACGAGUCCCUUCCUUUGGAUCAAUUUGAGUACGCCUACACGAUAAUAGUUUUGCCUAACUCAAGGUUCAGUCAGGGCCAGUUGAUCAAUAUACUUGCGGUGCUUGAUGGAAAAGAAUGA